AUGAACCGACAAGGCUUAGAUUGUAAAAUUGUGAUUGUGGGAGCAGGAUGUUUUGGAAUAUCGACCGCCUAUUAUCUACUCACUAGAGGCUUUCAAGAUAUCACGAUAAUCGAACGAUCUAACGAAUUCCCAGCGAAGGAUGCAAGUUCGAAUGACAUUAAUCGAAUUGUCCGCACUUCUUACACCGAUCCUUUUUAUGCCAAGCUCGCAAAGGAAGCUAUUAAGUCAUGGAAGGAGGAUGUGGAUAUCUGGGGAGAUAGUUAUCAUGAGUCUGGCGUCCUUCUUAUAGCAGGAAAAUAUGCAGAUGAAGCUUACUUGAAUGAAGUGCAACAAGGGUUGCGCCUCACACAAUUCGAACGCUUUUCAAUGGUCCAUCAGAGUUUUCCUUCGAACGCUGCUGUCUAUCUACCUGAAGAUACCAAAGGAUAUCUCAACCAUGACAAUGGUUGGGUCGAUGCUGGCAAGGCUACCUUUCUUCUCACAAAGAAAGUGAUAGCUCUUGGCGGCAAGCUCAUUCUAGGAAAACGCGCCACUAGACUGCUGCGGAAAGGAGGUAUCACAGAGGCUGUAGAGUGCCAUGAUGGUACAGUUGUCGGGGCAUCUCUCGUGGUUAUUGCUGCAGGCCCAUGGAGUCCCUCGAUCUUUCCUGAACUAGAAUACAAGGAUAAAUCGCUUGCAACUGGACAAUGUGUGGCCAUGGUUCAGCUUUCACAGGAAGAAGCUGAUAUAUACCGCAACGUUCCAGUCGUUCUCAAUUACUCUACAGGGUUUUACUGCUUUCCGCCCACGAAGGAUAAUAUCGUCAAAAUUGCGAUCCAUGCACCUGGAUUCACCCAUACUAUUGACAAUAUCUCUAUCCCGCGCACCGUGACCACUCAUCCGGAAGAUGGUCUAUUCAUACCAAAGGCAUUUGCCCAAAGAUUGCGAGAUGAGUUUGCAGCUGUGUAUCCAGAGCUUGCGAAGAAGGCUUUCUCAAGUACUAGGCUCUGCUGGUAUAACGAUUCUCCCGAUGGAGAUUGGAUCAUUGGACGGCAUCCAACCGAUAGUUCGAUAUUGUUUGCAACUGGGGGGAGCGGGCAUGCAUUCAAGUUCUUGCCUGUCAUUGGCCGUAUCGUUGCCGAUGCAAUACAAGGUACUUUGGACUCAUUGGUUGCCGAAAAAUUUGCAUACGAUCGCGAGAUAACUCACGUCGACGGUUCUCGAGAUGGAACAGGAAUGGUUCGCGAAGAAUUGAAUGUGAAUGAUCUUUGUGGGCAACAAUUCGCCAAAAACGAAAUUUUGAGCAGCUCGGGAGGACGUUGGGACGUGCGAGGGGAGAGGGGAGAGGGGGCGAAGGGGUAG
Lentinula edodes (shiitake mushroom) is the source of this 1341-nucleotide messenger RNA. RefSeq names its product FAD dependent oxidoreductase. The record is from RefSeq and is a predicted model, not a curated record. The transcript is spliced from 7 exons. Gene Ontology annotation, molecular function: flavin adenine dinucleotide binding; L-pipecolate oxidase activity; proline dehydrogenase activity. NCBI's taxonomy places the organism in Eukaryota, Fungi, Basidiomycota, Agaricomycetes, Agaricales, Omphalotaceae. The coding region runs from base 1 to 1341 and encodes 446 amino acids.